AUGGCUUUCAGAAUGGGAAUCGGAAGGGGAAAUGCAUCUUCUGGGAUGGGUGUUGCUGAGCACAGUGUAAGCACAUUCAAGGAAUUGCAGAGGAAGAAAGUGCACCGCUAUGUGAUUUUUAAAAUUGAUGAGAAGACGAAAGAGGUUGUGGUCGAAAAAACUGGUGGCCCUGCUGAGAGCUAUGAUGAUUUCACUGCAUCUUUGCCUGAAAAUGAUUGCAGAUACGCUGUUUUUGACUUUGAAUUUUAG
This is a messenger RNA of Lathyrus sativus (Indian pea), 249 nucleotides long. The record is from the annotation of a GenBank genome assembly. Lineage: Eukaryota; Viridiplantae; Streptophyta; Magnoliopsida; Fabales; Fabaceae.